This is a messenger RNA of Zingiber officinale, 1985 nucleotides long. RefSeq lists its product as uncharacterized. The record is from RefSeq and is a predicted model, not a curated record. NCBI's taxonomy places the organism in Eukaryota, Viridiplantae, Streptophyta, Magnoliopsida, Zingiberales, Zingiberaceae. The transcript is spliced from 2 exons. The coding region runs from base 1 to 444 and encodes 147 amino acids.
AUGGGGAGACUGCGCCCUCGCUCUCCCUCACGGAGCUCGUGGACUACAUCUAGAGGUCUGCAUGCAAGAAGGUAUUGGAGCAAUGAAGGUGGUGAGGGAAGGAGCAAAAGCUGUGGAACUCUCUGUAAUUCCCGACGAGAGCGCCGAUGGGACUGGCAGAAUCGGCGACCAAUAGUCCCCAAAUUUUUAUCUUUCCAAGUCCAGAGCAAAGGAUUCAGGACAGACCACAGUGUGGAUGGCUUGAAGCAGACCUUCUUGAACUUUUCCCAGUCCGCGAGCGAAGUCUCCGUCCCUGUUUACGGCGGUUGCGAGAUCGAGUUCAUUCGGGCUAUUUCAGUUUGCGGCGAUGAUCAACCCACUGUCAUUGCAGUUCCAAAUGAUCAACAUGCUAAUUAUCCAUUAUGGAAAGGAGAAAGAAAGAGAACUAAGUCAACCAACAACUGAGAAGAACAGAUUAAACUUGAUGCGAGUGGAAGAAGAAGCAAGACAAGUACCUUGAGCUGAAGUGCUUGAGUGGAAAAGAGAUAUUGACGCGGCUCAAUCCAAUUACACAGCUAUUUCAGCAUCCAACCAUGUUUUCAGAUUGAGACACGCCAAUACCUCCUGUGCACAUCACAAGCAAAGCACUGAUUUGGCCUCGUCUUCCACCAUGAUAACCUGCACUUAGUUCUUCUCCUUCCCUUUGAUGACAAUUCAGAAACAAAGCUAACAGUGAGAACGGCACACAAUAAAGCAAAGGGCUCACAGAAGGGCGGGAGUAGGUUUUGGAGUUGAUGGACAUGAGCUAUGAGAAGGAGAGUUACAUAAACCCUGAUUCUUGAUUAUUUGCGCAUCAAAUGAAAAAGGCAUCUUCCUUUGUGUUAGCUUUCUCUCUGCAAUCACUUUUAUAAUUGUUCUCCUUCUCCAGAUCAUUUUCUUGUCAUAUGGCUCCCAAAUGCUACAAAAAGGGUAACAAGAAAGGAAAGGGGUGAGAAAGUGAAUUUUAUGGGGGGCCAUAAUAAAAUGCAUGAUUAUACUUGCUGAGUUUGUUUGAUAUGCAUUUUUAUCUUCUAUCUUCUCUUUAUCUUUUCUUUAUCUUUUAGAUCCAUGAUGUAUCUCUUAAAUGCUGACACUUAAUAUGUCUUCCUUGUCACGCUUUCAAUGGAAAUGUUUGGUUUGCUAGAAAACAAUGCAGUUGCGUCAGCAAUAAAUAGCAGUUUUUUUAGUGGAAGAAAAGUCCAUCUCUUAAUGUUAGGUCUUGAUGUGAACAAAUAAUGUAUAUUAAUUUGUUGCUAGCAAGUAGAACUGACUGUGGAUAAAUAUACUACGUACACAUGAAAUCAGUAAGAAUCAAUUGAAGCUUCUACUUAAAUGAGCAAGGAAGACAUCAAAUGACGAAGAGCUGUGCCAUGGUGAAACAGCAUAGAUAAGUAAACACUAAUCCAUUGCUGUUUAGCUGGGAAUCAGGAUAAACGCAGGGAGUCAAAGGUGAUGAUGGGGUUGUUGUGUCGCAUUAAAUUCUCUGUCGCCGAGCUCAAGAGCAAUCACUUUCAGAAAAUCAGCUUCUGCUAAAGCAACGGAUUUGUUCCUGUUUCCUUGAGCAAAAUUUCAACUUUUACCGUCGAGAAUUCAGAGUUCCCUUUGUUUAGAUUUUGAUGUGGAUGGCGGCUGGCUGGCUGGCUGGAUUCUAAAGCUCAAUUGGAGAAACUGUGAGAGUGAAGAAAGGUCAAAGUGUAUGCAUCAUAUUGGUAAGUCGAAGGCCAAAGAAAUCGAGGAGGGGUCCUACAAGAGAGAGAGGACUGUGGAAUCUGGCCCUUCUUGGUACUUUGGCACAGUGGUGGAGCCAUGGACGCAAUGAUUGUUGACUGUUGCAGAAAGCGAACUUGUUAUUUAUCUCCUCAAAGUCAAGUCAAUGGCAAUGUGUAAUAGAAUGAGAAGCUGAACAAUUGCUAAGUACUUUAAAUGUCUUGAUAAAUUUAGUCUGAAUUAUUCUUCUAAUUAUCAAA